UUGUUUAACAAAACUUGUUUUUGGAUUUGUAGUUGUGUAAAUAUAAUUUGUAAUCAUGGAUUCGUCAGAAACAUUUUCUGGCGACUUAAAAACAAUACCAGAAGACUUGGAAAUAGAUAUAAGUGAAGUCGAAGAAUUGCGGGAAAUCGGACGAGGAACUUUUGGGGUGGUAUACAGAGGUGUUUGGCGAUCCAAAGUUGUGGCAGUUAAAAAAAUUAACACAUCAGCUGAACAAAAAACCUUCAUGAUUGAGAUAAGGCAACUGUCAAGAGUAUCACAUCCUAAUAUAGUAAAGCUGUAUGGAGCUUCCACAAAGAGAACAGUUUGUCUUCUCAUGGAAUUGGCUGAAGCUUCAUUAUAUGAUGUUCUACAUUGCCGCUCCAAGAUAUCUUAUACCUUCCAUCACGCUAUGAACUGGGCUCUGCAGUGUGCAAGAGGAGUAGCUUACCUACAUGGUAUGAAGCCUUGUGCCAUCAUUCACAGAGAUCUUAAGCCACCAAACCUCCUAUUAAUGAUGGAGGGUAGAGUUUUGAAAAUUUGUGAUUUUGGCACUGCAUGUGACAUGAGAACUCAAAUGACUAAUGGGCAAGGUAGUGCUGCAUGGAUGGCACCUGAAGUUUUUGAAGGCAACCACUACACUGAAAAAUGUGAUGUGUUUAGUUGGAGUAUCAUUUUAUGGGAGUUACUAGCCCGUCAAAAACCGUUUAGUCACAUAUUAGACUCGGCGUUUACCAUAAUGUGGGCCAUUCACACAGGCAAGCGUCCCCCUCUUAUAAAAGGCUGCCCCGUUCCGUUAGAGAACAUAAUGACCAGUUGUUGGAAUAAAGAUCCAAACAACAGACCAUCAAUGGAGCAAGUCGUCAAAGAAAUAUCGCAUUUGUUUCAAUUCUUCCCUGACGAAAUUCCACCCCUCGAAUACCCUAACCAAUCGGAUUUGAUCGAAGCUGGUGGAGCCAGCUUGGAAAGUUGUGGCAGUGACCCCAGUUUGAGCAACUCUUCUUGUUCCAGUGCAGUUUUGACAUCACUGCCUGUUCCUAGAACAAAGUACCACCAUUCACCCGCUCGUCCUGUCACUCCCGCCCAUCGAGAAGAAACAGACAGCUUACUGCCAGCUUUUAACCAACUGCUCAGCGAAAAGGAAAACAUGCUGCAGCCAGGUCGUUCGCUUGUCACGCCCAGUAGCCUCAAGCUGCUUUCACCUAGAAUAAUAGGAGGCACUAGCACUGUUAGCGAGCCACUGCACCUAAUCAUUGGCGGAGAAAGCGACGAGUCAGCCGAAGGCUAUGCCAUACCGCCAUUGGGCGAGGAUUUCUUACAGGGUGGUCUAGGAAGAAUGCAGUCACCUUAUCAGCCACAGAUGACUAAUACGGCCAACGAAAGUAUAGGGCAACUAGGGCCGUUGGAAACUCCCCGUCGACCUCAGCAAUUCGAUCAUCCGUUCAAGAGAAGAUCAGCGGAAUUUCCUCACGUUGACAUAUGCGUCCCUACGUCUCCAGUACCGUCGUUUCCAGUUCUUCAACCCUAUUCUUCCGGAUGGAGCGGAGCAGAAGCUAGAAGAGUAGAAGAAUCCGCAAAUGUGAGCGUCAUGGGCCACCGCAGAUCCUCUUCACACGGGAAUCCUUCCCAAUUAUGGACUGGUGUCACUCCACAGCAAUCGAUGCCUUGCAUUUCAAAUCUGCCUGGUCAACGUCAUAUUGGUGAAACGAAUCAUGUCAUUGGAGAGCAGCCCAUUGACGAAAUCUUUUUCCUGUUGCAUCCCUCGCUGAGGCCUAUCCCACCAUGCCCGACUAGUCAAGUAUCGAUGAGGGUCUACGAAGAACAUCGAAAGAUGGCAAAGGAAUAUUUGGAAGUGCAGAAAGAGCUGCAGUGGAUGACCAAAUAUUGCAACGAGCUGGUUGAACAUUUGGAAGAGACAAAGAAACAACAGACGGAGCAGCGGCGAACUAGUCAACAGCCGCUUGAACAGUCGGAAUUGCAGCGAUCGGUGGAAGAAUUUGUCCGGCUCGAAAGUGAAAAAAAGAGCCUCCUCGAAUUUCAACGAAAUCUUACAGAGCAGCUCAGCAAAGUUCAUCGAGAACAACUCCAAAUGCAGCAACAACAACAGCAGCAGCAACAACAACAGCGACAAGUUCCACAGCCUAAUGAUCAAUCAAGAUCGUCUCCUUUGCCUGACGAUGGUUGGGUCGUUCUUUCGCGUAUUUGAAAAAUGACGGUGCCGAGUUGGUUCUGAAAAAUUACUGUUAUUUUGUCUUUCACUGUUCUGAUAUAUUUAUCGUGUAAAACCGUUCCCCAUUUCAUCCAUACUUUAUUGUUAGAUGCUGUGUCAAGUUCUUUUCCCAAGUCACCCGGAAAUAUUCGACCGGGGGUUGAGAGGGUUUUCUGCGGAUGCCGCCAAAUUUUUCUUGUGGCCUUAUAGGUUUGGCUUGAGACCGGCCACACUUUGGCUAGAUUUAGCUUGCAGUUAAGGUGCUGUUUGUGUGAAGUGUGCGAUGGACGACAUAUAUCCGCAGCCUAUCGUCGCCCCAAGGCAAGGAUUACGAGAUCCCAAAUCUUCUUCUUCUUCAUUUCUUUUUUUCAGUUCCAGUUUUUAAAUAACCUCUUUUCAUUCGAAUAUUUCGCCCACGAGACUGUUGACUAUAAACAAAAUCCAUCCAUGAUAGGUGCCGUUCAGGACGAGACGAAGACGAAACAUAAAUAAACAUGUUUGUUUUUAUCUUUCGAAAAAACGAAUUCAAUGUCCAAAAGUUGUCAUGAAUGUCCGCUUGAAAUAGAAUGGAAUUCUUGGAUGCUUGAA
Messenger RNA from Daphnia pulex (common water flea), 2794 nucleotides. RefSeq names its product mitogen-activated protein kinase kinase kinase 7-like. Gene Ontology annotation, biological process: JNK cascade; positive regulation of canonical NF-kappaB signal transduction; protein phosphorylation. The record is from RefSeq and is a predicted model, not a curated record. Gene Ontology annotation, molecular function: magnesium ion binding; ATP binding; MAP kinase kinase kinase activity. The transcript is spliced from 10 exons. Lineage: Eukaryota; Metazoa; Arthropoda; Branchiopoda; Diplostraca; Daphniidae. The coding region runs from base 56 to 2203 and encodes 715 amino acids.